This is a messenger RNA of Funneliformis caledonium, 175 nucleotides long. The record is from the annotation of a GenBank genome assembly. Lineage: Eukaryota; Fungi; Glomeromycota; Glomeromycetes; Glomerales; Glomeraceae.
GAGUGGAUCUUUCUUUUUUCGGAUAGGAGGAGCAGAUCUUUCGUUCUUCUUCGGAUAGGAGAAGCGGAGCGAUCUUUCUUUCUUCAGAUAGGAGAUAAGUCUUCUUUGGGGGAUCGGAUCUUUCUUUCUUUUUCAGAUAGGAGGAGUGGAUCUUUCGUUCUUCUUCAGAUAGGAG